Messenger RNA from Chroicocephalus ridibundus (black-headed gull), 1770 nucleotides. It is a transcript of the gene HSF5, whose product is annotated as heat shock transcription factor 5. NCBI's taxonomy places the organism in Eukaryota, Metazoa, Chordata, Aves, Charadriiformes, Laridae. The record is from RefSeq and is a predicted model, not a curated record. Bases 1 to 1770 code for a protein of 589 amino acids. The transcript has 6 exons. Gene Ontology annotation, molecular function: DNA-binding transcription factor activity; sequence-specific DNA binding. Gene Ontology annotation, biological process: regulation of DNA-templated transcription.
AUGGAGGAACCGCAGCUCCCCGCCUCCAUCAACCCCAGCAACUUCCCGGCCAAGCUGUGGCGGCUGGCGAACAGCCCGCGGUUCCGCUCCGUCCGCUGGGACGCCCGCGGCGAGGGGCUCCUCAUCGACCAGCCGCUCUUCGAGUGCGAGGUGCUGGGCACCAGGCCGGGCCAUGCCGUGGGGCUGGCCGGCGAUGGGGCCAACCUCUUCAAGACCAAGAACUUCACCAGCUUCAUCCGACAGCUCAACCUCUAUGGCUUCCGCAAAGUGGUGGCGACGGCGGGUAGCGUGGCGGGGACCGGACCUGGGCUGGGCUCAGGGCUUGGCGAUGGCGACAGCUCCACCGGGCCUAUGCACCACUUCCACAGCCCCCACUUUUGCCGCGAUCACCCUGACCUCCUUGUCCACCUGAAGCGCCUGACAAGCACCAAUAAGGCGAAGCUGGCUGCUGGUCUGGAGGUGAACAGCCGCCCACCCAACUGCUUCCAGCGGCUGCUUGGGAUGUCGCCGCACGAGAACCCACUGCUGCUACCCUCGACGCUUGGCAAGGCCAACAGGCCCGGACUGAUGCCUGUAGGACAGUUUCAUCAACCUUAUCAUCGAGACGGUUUCUUUCCUUACUCCUAUGUAUCAACCUCAGUCCAGAACCACAGCACUUUACCGGCAAAAAGUUUCGAUCGGACUUCAGUCCCUUCCAGAACAUGGCAGGGAUCUCUUGGGUUACUUCCAGGGCAUGAGGCUUCCCCAACUUUUCCAGAUAGAGGGGUUGCCUUUCCAGGGCUCCAGAGGUUUCCAACAGAGGUCACAUACACACUCCAGCCUGUCGUCUCUCUUCUGCCGCUUCAGCAAGGCUCUCAAACCAUUGCCACUUCCCUUCCAAACUACAGCAGCUACACUUCUUCAAUGCAGUACUCACAAGCCUACUAUCCAACAGCUGCACUGCAGUGUUGUUCACCUGCCCACACGGAUCCUCUGACUGGCUGUGCUAGUCCUACAGCUUCCACGUACACCUACUGCAGCUUCUUCCAGAGUCCUCCAAUGCAUCCACCUUACAAAGCUGAAUAUCUGCCCUCUAACUGGCCUUGUGAUACGUUCGAUGAAAACAAGAAGACAGACGAAAAUCUUGAAGCUCUGUUUCAGGUCGCUGAUGAAAUGUGUUCAUCACCCAAAGCUGACGUGGUGAAAGUGGAACCUGUGGAGAGCCAGCGUUCAACCCCUCAGUCCAACAGAGGUCAACUGGUGAAUAUUGAGAAUAUUGAUACGCCUUCUUCAACUGAGCAAAGCCAACUGGAAUCUCUUAGUCCUGUAGCUUCAGACACAUUGUUUGUGAUGGGAACAGAUCAAGCAGUAACUUGUUCUCCAUCACAGCCUUUUGAAUUUCUCUGUGCUACCCGUGCCACUGCAUCUGUAGAAAGGGCUGCUGCUGGAAUAAUGCAGGAAUUUGUGACCACAGGGGAAGCAUGUGAAAACCUGAGAGAACAACCAGAUCACUGCCCAGCUCAAUCCGCUGUCAUGUUUGUUCAGGAAGCACCAUUCAAUCCAGAGCAGGAGAACGCUAGUAUUGAAUGUGGAUCCAGUACGUCAGAGACAGAAGAGAGACAAUUCACUUCAGGAACUGAGCCUGUGAACAAAGCUGUAGAAAAGGCAGAUUCAUCUGUAAAACCUAGAUGCCGGAAAAGAAAACACAGCAGCGAGUCCCCUGAUCACCAUCUGCUGGUGGACAUAGCCUGCAAGCAGGGGUGCUUUCCCAGGGAAGAAACAAGAGAGUGA